AUGAUUGCAGCAUAUGCCCAAAACAGGCAUAUUGGAGAGGUGGAGGAGAGAGCCGCGGGCAUGAUGGACGUGUACGUCAGCUGCGGGUAUCUCGCUAGUGCCCGGCAUUUUUUCAACAUAGUGCCGUACAGGGGCACUAUGGCGACGUGGAAUGAGAUGAUCCUGGCAUAUGCACAGCGAGGACACGUAGAGCAAGCGCUGGGAGUGUUUCGUCUCAUGGACCUGGAGGGAAUCGAACCCAACCAGGCGAGCUUCUUGCGCGUGUUUGAUUCCUGCGCCGUGGUGUCCGCGCUCCGGGUGGCCGGGUUGUACGAAAGAAGUGACGUGGUUGCGCUGACCAGCACGUACGCCAAGUGCGGCAGCCUGCCCCACGCGGAGGACCUCUUCUACCGCGUGCGGCAGAGGUGCAAUGACGACGCGGUGCCGUGGACACGGCAUUUUCGCAGAAUGGCGACCACUACGGCGUACUGCGGGUGUUCCACCGGAUGA
Molecule: messenger RNA, 489 nt
Organism: Selaginella moellendorffii
Lineage: Eukaryota; Viridiplantae; Streptophyta; Lycopodiopsida; Selaginellales; Selaginellaceae
Product: pentatricopeptide repeat-containing protein At2g34400-like
Exons: 2
Coding region: 1-489 (162 amino acids)
Molecular function (GO): protein binding
Source: RefSeq, a predicted model, not a curated record